GCGAGGGUGCAAAAGUUCGUUUAUCGGUAAGUUUUUUCUAAAUUUUCAUGGCCCCUAAUUCGAAUCGUACCAUCAGCGUGAUCAAGUGUAGAUAUUUUAGAAGAACGUGAGGUCAACAUUAGUCGAUAGGUCCUCGAGAAAUGUCAUCGCAAGGAUCCGUAUUCGGUUUUUCAGCUGACCAAAACUGAGGCUGCAACUGGUGUUGUUGUGAGCUUCAUUCAUCAAGACCUGAAGCCUGUCAUACACUGAAGAAUCAUGGUCCUCGGCAGCAGACGAGAUGGUGGAAAAGUUUGUUCCCCACGAAACAUCAAAAGAUUCAGAAGUGCAACUGGAGUUUCUGCCGCACCCUCCACAAGUCCACCAACGAACUCUAAUGUUCAAGUUUUCAUCAGAGUUAGGCCAUUGAAUGGACGAGAAAGAGAAAAAAAUGAUAGGAGUAUUAUCGAUGUUGUGGACUCCACAUCCCUAAUCUUUGAUCCUAAAGAAAGCGAUGUCCCUUUCUUCUACCAUGGCGUCAAACAGAAAUUAAGAGAUCCAACGAAGCGAGUAAAUAAAAACCUUCCGUUGACAUUCGAUCGAGUUUUUGAUCAAUAUGCAGACAAUAAUGAAGUUUAUGAGCAUACCACAAAAGAUGUCAUCAAAACUCUGUUUGAAGGUUACAACUGCUCAGUUUUUAGCUACGGAGCAACUGGAGCUGGAAAAACAUACACAAUGCUUGGAAACGAUGAGAACAAAGGUAUCAUGUACUUGACCAUGGUGGCUCUCUACGCUGAGCUUGAAAAAUUGCGGGAAGAUCAUGACAUCACGCUUGUUGUGGGUUACAUCGAGGUCUAUAACGAGGUAGUCCACGAUCUGCUCAACCCCGAAUCCAAGCAGCUGCAUCUUCUUGAAAGGAAUGGAGACGUAGUGAUCAGUGGAAUGAAAGUGAUAGAGAUCAAUUCAGAGGACGAAUUAUUUGAGCGACUGGUAGAAGGAAACAAACACAGGACCCAGCAUCCCACUGAUGCUAAUGCUGAGUCAUCUCGGAGUCAUGCUAUUUUCCAAGUAUUUGUCAAACUGGCGCCAAAAGGUACUGACCAGUUCAAACAUUUCAAACUUUCAAUGAUUGAUCUUGCUGGUUCCGAGAGGGCAUCCGCCACCCAAAAUGUCAAAGCAAGGUUCAAUGAAGGCUCGAACAUCAAUAAAUCGCUUCUAGCUUUAGGAAAUGUGAUUAAUGCCCUAGCGGAUAACCAGCGGCAUAUUCCGUAUCGUGACUCAAAGUUAACCAGGAUUCUAAAGGACAGUUUAGGCGGGAAUUGCAAAACUAUUAUGAUUGCAAAUGUAUCACCGGCACAGAUAGCCUAUGAAGAUACCUACAACACAUUGAAAUAUGCGGAUCGUGCCAAGAAAAUCAAAUCUAAGCUGCAAAAGAACAUUGUCUCUAUGAACUGUAACCCGCUGCAAUAUAAGAAAAUGAAUGACGACCUCAAAAGAGAGUUGAGUCUGCUCAAAGCUCAAAACCAGAAACUCCAAAGCCAAAUUGCCAAUGAGCGUCCUCCGAGUAGCAGCUGCAAAUGCAAGCCAUUGGCGCAAAUCAAGGAAUGGAAGGACAAGCUGAACAAAGUAUUCGGAGAAAAAGAAAGUAUCACCAAGGAAAUCCUGCUCCUAGAAUCACAGAAACAAAUUCUCCAAUGGCGAAUAAAGUGCAAGCAUUUUGAUCUCGAACGAGUUUCCAAGCUAGAGAAUGGAAUCGAGUCAUCUGGCAAGGGUCGUACAAAAUUAGAAUCAAGCCUUGCUCAACUAGAAGGAAGAGUAGUUGGAGUGAUGGAUGCCAUUUCUCAAGCGGAAACAAAAUUAAAGACAAAUUCAUUAGCGAUCAAAGAUUUAGUCAAAGAAUUAAAGAAAAAUAAUCUGUACAAUAGUUUAUCUGUAGAUAUUAGAAAUUUAGAACUAACGUUACGAAAUAAUGAUCUAGAACAAAGGUAUGCCCAUGGCGAAAAAUUAAGUAGACUUCAAAGCUCGCGCCAGGAAGUGUGGGAACAACAGUUGACAAAAACGUCGAAUAUGAUUAUGAAAUACUUCCUACUCCUCAAGGGCUUCAACAAAGUCACAAACGAAAUGGAAAUGGAAUAUAAGAAUUUCUGGAAGGAAAUGAAAGCUGUCACCUGGGAUGAUGAUGAUGUCAAUAUGGAGCAAGCUUCUAAUAAUAACUUCAUUUUACGGCCAAUCCAAUUAUUUUCAUCUGAUUCUGCGCAGUCAUCGCCAGAGUUACCAACCCUAGUUGUUAAUCAGCCUCCGGCACCAGGGCCCGGUGAUCCAGUUUCUACCAGUAGUAAUCCACUUAGACCAAUUAACUCUAGUAAUUUAGAUGGUACUUUCACGAUGCCAAAUAAUCUGAAACUUCCCUCUCCACCCAGAAGCAUGAAAAAGAAGCCCAUGAACAACUGGAAGCAGAGAGUAGGCUUAGCCUCCAGCAGGAAGACACCUCUAAGGGACAUGCUUCAGCCGAAUGUGAAGUACGGCUUGAACAAAGAAAAUAAACCUCUACCCAGUGCCAAAAUGCUGCCGCCCAGUAGGACACCUCGUGGCGCCAACUUUAAAUCAGUUACAGCUCAUCUCCCGACGCCAGGUAAAACUGCCACUUUAUCAACGGCAAUGAAGAAAUCAGCACAGGGUAAAAGAAGAAAUUCUUUAAACAAGUUGCUGCCUAGAGAUAACAUGAAAAGGAGGAGCAUGCUCAAAACAUUAGUGGAUGCCAAUCAGUUAAGUGCCGUACAGUUCUCGAAAACGCCUGCACGAUUUAGGACAAAAUAGUGAGAAUAGUAGACAACUAAGCGUCAAAGUAAAGAAGCCGGUUGAAAGGAAACCGUGCGUCGAUUUGAACUCGACCUAUGAACUUGGUGUUUGAAAUAACAGCUUCAUCGCUUUUUUUUUAUCAAGUAUCAAGUAACUAAUAAGCUUUUAAUCCCCACCACUGUUUUAUUGUAAUUUUUGUAUCAUUAAUGUAGAACUAAAAUGUACUAAGAAUUUAAAAAAUGUGUAAUUAUUGAAAUUUUUAACUUUUUAACUAUUUUGUAACUAUUUCAAUUUUUUAAAUUUUACAACUGCCUAAUUAUUUGUUUUUUAUUUAACCGUGUAAAUACAUGUGAUUCAAUAAUUGCUUUAACUUUUAGAAGAUUUAAUGUAUGCCUGAGCAACAGCUCACGAAAAAAAGAACAAAAAUUAAUAAAAAAAAAAAAAACUAAAUUAUAAUGUUUAUAAAAAUUAGACAUGAAAAAUGACCUUCAUUUUAGGUUGUAACAAAAGAUCUUCUGUUCGAUUAUCAAUUUAAUAAAUUUAUUUUGAUGGUGA
Messenger RNA from Bemisia tabaci, 3330 nucleotides. Lineage: Eukaryota; Metazoa; Arthropoda; Insecta; Hemiptera; Aleyrodidae. The record is from RefSeq and is a predicted model, not a curated record.